Messenger RNA from Lagopus muta (rock ptarmigan), 2280 nucleotides. RefSeq names its product tyrosine-protein kinase receptor TYRO3-like. Gene Ontology annotation, biological process: cell surface receptor signaling pathway. The record is from RefSeq and is a predicted model, not a curated record. Gene Ontology annotation, cellular component: plasma membrane. The transcript has 5 exons. The coding region runs from base 139 to 1059 and encodes 306 amino acids. NCBI's taxonomy places the organism in Eukaryota, Metazoa, Chordata, Aves, Galliformes, Phasianidae.
CAGCCAUAACCUCGGCUGCAGGAUGCGGCACAGGAAGGCUCCUCCUCGGCCCCAGCGCCCCAAAUCCCCCCCUCAGAGCAUUCUGCAAGAGCUGAGAGCAACCUGAAGCCGUGCAGCUUUGCUCAGCGCCAUCCAAGCAUGACCUGCAGCCCGGCUGAUGCCAUUCUGCUGCUGCUGCUGCCCGGAGCUGCUCUGGCACAGCUGCGGAUCCGGCAGAGCCCAGCACAGCUUUGGGUCCGCCCUGGGCGCACAGCAGAACUGAACUGCAGCACCGAUAGUGGCUGGAAUGCGAGUCGGCACCGGGCUGUGAAUUGGUACCGGGAGCAGCCGGGCAGCAGAUUGCAAUUCAUCUACCAGAGCUCAAAUUCCCCACGUUCAGAUGGAAAAUACUCCGGGAUGAGGAGAGCAGAGGGGUUGUUUUCCCUCCACAUCAGCUCUGCGCAGAAGGAGGACUCCGGCUUUUAUUACUGCGCUUCCACCACUCAUCCCUCUGAGUUUGGGGACGGCACCAGGUUGGUGGUGACAGAUGCCACGGAACCCACUCUCUCCAUCCUGCUGCCCGUGGAUGCGGAUCUGCGUGAGCCACCCUUGGCUGCCAUCCCUCUGCUCUGCCACCUCUAUGAUGUCCCCGAGGGUUGGGACGCGGUUGGCUGGCAGCACAGCAACGGCAGCUUGGUGACGGCCGCCUCCAUGGAUGAACGUGGCGUCCUCAGCGCCUGGAGCCUCGCCUGGCUCACAGCGGAGCGGUGGGGCGGCGCCGUGGGGUGCACAGCCACGCAGAGCAGCACAGGCAGGAGCAUCAGCGUGACCAUCAGCCCACCCAGCAGCACAGCGCAGUGCCUGCAGUGGCUGCCGGCGGUUCUGCUGCCCUCAGUUCUCACCAUCACCGCCCGGCUGAUGCUGCAGCUCUGCAAAAAGCCCCACGUUGGGGGUCCCGGAGCCCCACAGCCCCCCCAGCAGCGCAGACCCCCUUUGCCACCCCAUAGAGCUGCAGGACGGAGCCAGGAGGCCGAAUACGCAGCGGUGGCACUGAGAUCCCCUUCCCCACCUUUGCAAUGAGGAAAAAAAAGCAAAACAAGGGAGACCGCAGAGAAGCUCAGGGCGAUGGGAGCCCGGCGGGCAGCAGCUCUGCGCUGUGAGGGUCUGCAGCUCUAUGGGAACUCUGCAAAAAGGAAAAAAAAUAAAAGAGGAUUUGGGGGGAAAAAAAAAGGGGAUUUCAGGGCUGAGUUCCCCGCUGUUGUUUCCUCACCGUGUGGGAAGAAAUUCCAUCAGAAAACGCGUUCCUCUUCUGGCACAUCCAAAGCGAAUGAUGGGGGAUGACAGCAUCGCCGCCAUGCAGGCCUCUGGAAAAGCCCAUUUCAGGCUUUUCUCAGCCCAAAGCGAAAGUGCUCUGGAAAAGAACUGUGCUCCCAUGCAAUGCCAUUGCCCAGCACAGCUCCAGACCCCCUUCGCCCCCCUAAGAUCCCUAUGGGGGUCUGCUACGUGCUGCUUCCCAGCCCAACUUUCAGCCCUUCCCCACAUGACAGCCAUUACAUGGAAAUGCUGGGGAAAAUGGGAAAAGGUCCUUUUAAACCUCAGGAACGAAGCAAAGCUCCGUUUCUCUCCGCCUUUUGCUCGCUGUGCAGCAGCACAGAGCUGCCAUGGCACACAGUGGGGACGCUCGCGGUGCUCCCCGUCCUCAGGUCCCCUCUUUCUCCUUUGCCCCAAACACUCAGCUCUGUGCUGAGCGCAUCCCCCUUCCUCCCUGCUUUCCCAUUCCUGAAUAGGAAGCUGCUCCCAAAUGUUGGGACCGAAUUGUGGAGCUGUGGGAAAGCCCUGAGUGCUUCCGUGCGACUCUGAGCAGCUGCUCCUGGGGGAGAAGAAGGGAAACGAACGCAUUCCAGCCUGGAAACCACGCGGGAGCGAGCGGGGCUGUGUUUAAUUAAGAGAACAGAGCUUGCAAAGCAAAUGGCUCCAACGUGCGGUUUCAGAUCUGAGCCCCAGAGGUGCAGAGCUGCUCUCGGUGCCCAUCUGAGCCUAAAAGCUGCCACAGAGCAGCGUGGAGUGGAGCCGGUGCUCCGAGUGCAGCGGAUGUGGGCACGGAGAGUGGGAACCUGCAGCGCGUUGGGUUUGGCGGUUGGUUGAACCUCUGUUUAAAAUGGCUUUAUUUUUUUCCACUCCCAACGUCUGCCAUCGCCCCGCUCAGCCCAGCCCAAAGCCAGCGCUGUUUACAGAGCAGCAGGGAAGGGCAGGAAAGCUCUGUUUAGGAGAGAAAUUCCUGCAGAAAGAACAGAAAUCCCC